Molecule: messenger RNA, 2470 nt
Organism: Ochotona curzoniae (black-lipped pika)
Lineage: Eukaryota; Metazoa; Chordata; Mammalia; Lagomorpha; Ochotonidae
Gene: A3GALT2
Product: alpha 1,3-galactosyltransferase 2
Exons: 5
Coding region: 1366-2388 (340 amino acids)
Biological process (GO): carbohydrate metabolic process
Cellular component (GO): vesicle; Golgi apparatus; membrane
Molecular function (GO): hexosyltransferase activity
Source: RefSeq, a predicted model, not a curated record
UUUAACCACUAGGCUAUGGCACUAGACCUGAUUAUAUAAGUCUUACAACCAGUGAUUUGUUGUUGUGCUUUAUAUUCCAGGUUAAAUAUUUUUCUGAGACUUUUAGGGUUCACAGCAAUUGGUAAAGUGUAAUUGGUUUUAGAGAGUCUAACACUUGCCUAUUUCCUGCCUAAUGCAAAGAUGGCUUUAGCCUUUUCAAAGUUCAACUAAGUUUAGGUGAUUAUAAGUUAAUUCAGAACUGUUAAUGCUAGGUAAUAAUAUAGACUCCAUGGAAACUUUGAAAUUAACUGUCCUAUGUGAUGAGCUUACAGCUAUUGUCAAUGUUAAUCCUUUCAAUGUUCCUGUGCCUUUUAACUGAUCUAGGCUAGAAUCCUGCAUAGCUCAGGGAAGCUUCCUGUGUACUGUCUCCAUUGAGUUAAUUUUUUAUAAAUCUUAACCAAAAGUCCCAGGUCUAAAGUUUACUCUGACAAAGGUUUAAAUCUAAAUUCUGAAGAUACGCUAGCUCGGGAGAAAUUAUAACUGUAUUAUGUUUUUUUGUUAUCUGGACUUCAACAAAGGGAAACAUGCAGGCUCCAAUCAGGACUUCAGGUACCUGAUAACUUCUACCUUCUAUUGGGGACUUCAGAUUGACCCCCUAGAGAAUGCCCGGCUGCUGUUGGUCCUUCAACAGCCCUUUUCAACACGAAGCAGCCAGAGCAGUCAUUGUCCCCUGUCCCUAACUAGGGUCCAUUCUUCUGGAGGGGGAAUGUGAGGAGUCAGAUGGGAUAAGAGGCAGUUAGGGUCUCGGGUCCCUGGUCACUCUUCACAGUGUGCGGCCUCCUUGGUGGCCAUAUAUGGUUCAGAGAGACCAUUUGCGUGUUUAGAAUCUAUAGCCUUUGCUGAUGUUAGUGAUGUUUCCAUUUUUGGUAUCUCACCACUUGUGGCUUAACAUUUCUUUUAAAAUCUUUGUGACAAGAAUUCAAAGCCAGCACCACGGAUUCCAGUCCAGCCAAAUGACAAGUGGAAGGACCCCUGAAAGCAAGCACGUGACAAGAUUCUCUUCUUGCAUUCUACACCAGACUCAACACUUCCCUGGGGAUGGAAGAGGGAGGGUCACAGUGAAUUGUCUCAGAGCUUUGACUACCCAGGGCUGGCCUGCCUUGGAGCCACCCACUUCCAGGUGAUUGGUCCCACAUGGGCUGCCAGGAGCCUACUUCCUCUAGCAGGCCCCACCCCCAAGCAGAUUCCUUUCAGCAGUCCACCCCUAAAUACCCCUGUGGGUGUGGCUUCUGGCACCCAGGAAUAGGCUCUGCUUUGGGAGCUGGGCCAUUUCUUCCUAGGCUCUGAGCUGAGACUUUGGGCAGGCUGUCCCAGCAGGUUCCACACAUGGCUUUCAAGGAAAGACUCAGGGCCAAGAAGAAAAUCUUCUGGCGGCUGAUCCUGCUUGCACUUGGCCUCUUGGGCUUGCUCCUGCAUGGGCUCCCAAUACUCAGGCACCUGGAAGUCCUCCUCCCCAUGGGUGUCUGCCCAAUAGCCACAAGGCAACAACUGCAAGACAACUUCACAGGUGUCCUGCAUCCUUGGGCCCGCCCUGAAGUCCUGACCUGUACCUCCUGGGGGGCCCCCAUUAUUUGGGAUGGCACCUUUGACCCAGAUGUGGCCCAGCAAGAGGCUGGACAGCGGAACCUCACCAUCGGGCUGACUGUUUUUGCUGUGGGCAGGUACCUGGAGAAGUACCUGGCGCGUUUCCUGGAGACUGCCGAGCAACACUUCAUGGUGGGUCUGCCCGUGCUGUACUACGUGUUCACCGAGCGGCCGGCGGCAGUGCCGCGCGUGGCUCUGGGCCCUGGGCGCCGGUUGCACGUGCAGCGCGUGGCGCGCGAGCGGCGCUGGCAGGAUGUGAGCAUGGCACGGAUGAGCACGCUGCACGAGGCUCUGGCCGGCCCGCUGGGCCGUGAGGUGCACUUCGUGCUCUGCAUGGACGUGGACCAGCAUUUCAGCGGUACCUUCGGACCCGAGGUGCUGGCCGAAUCAGUGGCACAGCUGCAUGCCUGGCACUACCACUGGCCCCGGCGCCUGCUGCCAUUCGAGCGCGACGCACGCUCGGAGGCCGUGCUGGGCCCUGGCGAGGGCGACUUCUACUACCACGCAGCCGUGUUCGGGGGCAGCGUGGAGGCCCUGCGCUCGCUGACGGCGCACUGCGCGCGGGGCCUGCAGCGUGACGCCGCGCGCGGCUUCGAGGCGCGCUGGCACGACGAAAGCCAUCUCAACAAGUUCUUUUGGCUGCACAAGCCCACCAAGGUGCUAUCGCCCGAGUUCUGCUGGAGCCCGGACAUCGGCCCACGGGCGGAGAUUCGCCAACCGCGCCUGCUCUGGGCGCCCAAGGAGUAUGCACUGUUGCGCGACUAGCGAGCGCAGCCCACACGGGGGAGCCCACGGGGAUGCUUGGGCACCGGAAGGGUGGGGAGUGGCACUUGGCGGGGAAGGAAGG